Molecule: messenger RNA, 1509 nt
Organism: Mizuhopecten yessoensis (Yesso scallop)
Lineage: Eukaryota; Metazoa; Mollusca; Bivalvia; Pectinida; Pectinidae
Exons: 7
Coding region: 1-1509 (502 amino acids)
Source: RefSeq, a predicted model, not a curated record
AUGGCUAGGACUGCAAAUAGUCCGCAGUCAUUGGAGGUGGGAUUCCAUAAUGCACAAUUGAUAUGGAGAAGGCUACCAAAACAGCAUUCAUUCCUUUUCUCGCGGUCUAAAAAAAACUGCGCUGUAAUUUGCCUCCAGUCUAAGGUCUGGAAGGCGGUUUCCUGUGAUGAGACACAUUCCUUCAUAUGUCAGUAUGAUAAAAUACCGAUCACGUCCACGACUCUGACGCCAUUAGUGAUUACAACUCCUUCUCCAAGGCCUACCUCGUCUUCCGACAAACAGACAACGACCGGAACAAGUGGAAAAUCAACUUCUUUAUCAAUCCCUGCAACACCUCAUAUAUCAGAUCAUAUCUCAACUCCUUCUUCAACUCCUACACCUAAUAAUACAUCAACUAUUGCAUCAUAUCCUUCAUCAACUUCUACAUCAUCUCCAAUAUCAACUUCUAUAUCAUCUCCAAUAUCAACUUCUAUAUCAUCUCAAAUAUCAACUUCUAUAUCAUCUCCAAUAUCAACUUCUAUAUCAACUCCUACAUCAACUCCUACAUCACCAUCCAUAUUAUCCUCUACAUCAAUUCCUACACCAACUACUAAAUCAACUCCUACACCAACUACUAAAUCAACUCCUACAUCAACUUCUACAUCAUCUCCAAUAUCAACCUCUAUAUCAUCUCCAAUAUCCACUUCUAUAUCAUCUCAAAUAUCAACUUCCAUAUCAUCUCCAAUAUCCACUUCUAUAUCAUCUCAAAUAUCAACCAACACAUCAACUAAUGCAUUACCUUCUACAUCAAAUAUGCCAUCAUAUCCGACAUCAACUCCUUCUAUAAAUUAUACAUCAUCCCCGUCAUCAUCUCCUACGUCAUAUCCGACAUCAAUAGCAACAUCAACUCCCUUAUCAACUAUAACAUCACUUUUUACAUCAAUUUCUAUAUCAAAUAAUGCGUCAUUUCGAACAAAACCUACUCCUUCAUCAUCUACCCCGACUCCAACAUCACCUUUCGUGAAAACGGCUAUAACAACACGUAAACCACCUCGGACAUCUUCGUCUUCAUCAACACCGUCACAAGUUUGGACUCCUAAUCAUAACUCUGUGUCUGAUGAAAACAGUAUCAGACGUCAGAGCACUUCAUCAUCAUCUGGCGAUGACCUGCUUACGUCAGACCGCGGGACAAUGACGUCAACCAGUCUUGUCUAUGUGUCUGAUGACUUAAAACGUAACGGUAUAACUACAAAGAAGGAUAUCAAUACUCUAGAAAGUUCGUCAGUGUCGAACAAUUUGAAGGAUUCGAAUACGAAAGAGUCGGAAAGUAAUUUUAAACUUAUCAUUGCUAUGGCGGCUGGAUGGGGUGGAGUGUUGGGGAUAAUACUUGUACUUAUUGCAGUUCACGUGAACAGGCGACGACGACGUUCCCCGCCAGCACAAAGGUCUUUACACCUGACGUCCAAUGCUUUAGAGAACAAGCUGUACGGAGUGAUACAGAGUGAGAUGUCCUCUACAACUAAUGUGUGA